Protopolystoma xenopodis is the source of this 387-nucleotide messenger RNA. The record is from the annotation of a GenBank genome assembly. Lineage: Eukaryota; Metazoa; Platyhelminthes; Monogenea; Polystomatidea; Polystomatidae.
AUGCAGCCUCUCGUUUACUUUUCCUCUGCUGGUUCAUGUUUUUCACGGCGUACUUCAGUCGGCCAGUCAGAUAACCCGGAUGACCAGGAACUCCUCCCUGGCUUUGUUCAGCCAGCCCAACUGGCCUCUGCCGACAUUGUGCUUACGGCUUAUUCAGUGGUGCAGCGCGAACUUGAUUGGGCGGAGGUGACUUCGGAGCAGCGGGCAGGCAUCUCAAGGCGCCCUCAGUUGCGUGUUGCGCAGCGCUACUUAUUUCGGCCUAGUCCAUUGACUUGCGUUAAAUGGUGGCGGGUGAGUAUUACUCCAUUUAAUUUAUCUGUAAAUGUACGAGUACUGCUACAUUUUAUAUUAUAUGGCCAAAUUUUUGUCAUUCCAUUUCAAGGCUAG